CACGAGAAAGGGGUGUGUUUGUUGGCGUUAAAUUAUCUAGUGUAAGAAUUUAGCAACGGAUCGGAUUUUUUUUUGACGGAAUAUCGCUACUAAGUUAGUUACGGGUGUAGUGUUGUUUUGAUUUUGUGUUUUUUAUCGAACGAAAACCGGUGAAGAUCUGCAGUUGCGGACAUGACUUGUUUUAGACUUUUUAUCGGUCGUGGGAUACUUUUUUCUGCGGUAGAUUUUUUAAGGACUUGUUGCUGAAAGAUAGUUUUGAACAUGUCUUGGGAGUCUCUCAACUCACAUCAUGAGUACAUAAGUAACUUCAACGUUGGACACCAACUUUCAGCUACAAGACUUCUCUCUUCCCCCGACGGUUCCCGCCAUCCCCUCGACGGCUUGGAACAAGUAUGGCCUUGGACCAAUUCCUACUCUAGCCUUCACCGAGACACCUAUUCCGAAGUGAGAACCCCACGUCCACCCAGGUUCACAUGGAGCUGUUUUCAGGCGUGUAGGGCUAGGAUACAUCAUAGUUUCGCUAAACGAAAGGUCGAUCAAGGACUUAGAUUAUAUAAUCAGCAUAAACAACAGCAAGCAGUUAGGAAAUGGAAGUCAGCACUUAAAGCCAUCCAAAAAAGAGAAGACAAGUUUAGUUUGUUGGGGUAUCUCUACCUCGCGUAUAUGGAUUGGGGAAAAUACAGGGACGCAUUAGAAUACGCACAUAGACAACUCUUUAUAUCCGAAGAAUUAGAUAGCGCCAAUAUGCGAGCAGAAUCCUACUUGAACUUAGCCAAAGCACAUCAAAGAUUAGGAGGAUUGGAGAGAGCUUUGGCUUAUGCUAGACAUUCGCUCUAUAAUGAAUGCGAACAGCACGCCACAGCAGGUCAUGUCCAUCUUACAGUAGGAUCCGUCUAUCUCGAAUUGGCCGGGUUUAAUAAAGCACUCGAUAGUUUUCAACAUGCACAUAGGAUCGCCCAAGCUGUCCACGAUGCUGCUUUAGAAUUACAAGUGUACGUAGGACUUUCAGAACUGUUCAGCAGGCUUCAAGAUGCUGACAAAAGCGCCAGAUACGCCUCCAAAGCUUACGAUCUUUCCCGGUCCCUUCAAUUGGGAGAUUUAAAUUCAAGACACCACAGAGCUGCUCUUCUUCAGAUGGCUUCAGCGUUAAGAAAACAAGGAGAAUUGGGAGAUGCGCAUGAUUAUUGUUCGGAAGCAACACGAUUGGCAUUAGUUUCUGGAGACCAAGCCACUUACGCCCGAAGUAUACGAAUUAUGGGGGACAUUUAUAGAAAAAAGUCUGAUAUUAAUAAAGCCUUUCGUCAAUACGAAACAGCAAUGGGCUCUGCAGCUGCAAUGGGAGAUCGAGUGAUACAGAUGGAAUCAAUGGAUGGCGCAGCGAGGUGUUUAGAAGCAUUAAGGCUUCAGCACAAGAUAUGCAACUGUAGACCCUUAGAAUUUAAUACUAGGUUACUUGAAGUAGCUAGUUCAGUUGGUGCUAAGCUUCUAGUGAGAAAAGUGCGGAUUCGAUUGUCUCGGAUCUACCACGCUUUAGGAGAUGAAGACCAAAAGCUACACCACGAAAGACUUGCUCUCCGAAUUCAAGAGGAUUUAGACUUGCAAUGUGGUGGAUGUGGAUCACCUUAUGGCCUUGAAAGUGACUCUCUCGAAGCCCUGCCUUGUGCUCAUAUCCUUCACGCAAGAUGUGCCUAUGAAUUAUUUAAAAGAAACAAAAAGAAGAAACGGUCGUGUCCUGACUGCGACCGCACCAGUUCUAGACUGUACCUAAACUGUAACGAUUACAACAAUAUGACGUACAGUCCGAUACCUCUGUCGGUGUGUUCGUCCGACAGUCACUGUACAUCGCACCAAGCCAUUAGUUCGGUCUAAUGUUAGGUAGAAAUAAUUCUAGUGUUUAAGAAAAGUUUGUCUUUCAAAUUAAGAAAAACGGGAAUAAUAACUAAGAUGAUCUUUAAGGGAAAUUAUAACUACUGUAGAAUUAAAUAUAAUGCAGCUCUAGUAACAUUCAAAAAGCAGUACUGCUCAAGCUAUCCGAUGGAUAAGAAAUGUGGCAGAUAUCAUGACACAUAGAGCUCGAUAACAUGGAAAGAGUCACCGAAGCAAUCCUUUUGAUACCCUAUAUAUCUCCUCAUCAUCGAUGGUGCUCCAGCCCUAUAGAAGAGCCUCGACAUUCUCAAGUUUAUUGCGCCAGUCAGUUCUAUCCAUUGCCAACUGUUGCCAAUUUGCUGCGCCUAUUUUUCCACCAUCCUCAUCUACACCAUCCUUCCAUCUGAGUUUUGGCCUACCCUUAUUUCUACUUCCCACAGGUUGUGACAUAAGGAUUCUUUUAGGAGGGUUGUUCUGCUGUGAUCUGGCUAAAUGUCCUGCCCAUCUUAAUCUGCCUAUUUUUAUAAGAAAUACUACAUCUUUACCACCAAAAUAUAUGUUUUUAUAAACUAAGUUUUCAAUCCAAUGGCAUAUAAAACAACAUAAUGUUAUUCUACAUCCCAUCAGACUGAAAACAAUGGAAACCUUCUCUGGUUACACCUCCGAGGCUUCUACAAUUUGCAAGCCAUAACGGAUGCUGAGACUAAGGAAGAUAAGGGAAUUUUACAAUUUAUAAUUCACGUCCCAUCUGCUCAGCGCAGUAAAGUUCCAACGAGAAUGGUUCCCUUCGUACUCCAUGAUUGGAAUAGAAUAUGAUACGGCUGUAUUUUCGUUUUGCUACGAAAUUGAAAAUGGUUAUUCAUUUUUGAUUUAUAUGUUUUUAUCUGUGGUAUAUCCCGUAGUUGUACCUCCUCCUCAAAAAACCAUUUUCACAGAUGACACCGAAUAUUCCUCUCGGGAUUCUUCGUGCAAAUAUAAGCAGAAAGUUUUCAUCUGCCUUGGAAAUGGACCAUGUGUCCCAUCCAUAUGUCGAUCCAUAUGUUGUAUAAGGGUUUUGUAUAUGGUUAUUUUGGUUUUUUGACUUAAGUUUCUGAUGCUCAUGUAUCUGGUCAGUCCAAAAUAGCAUUUGUUUGCUAGGAUUAUCCUUGGCUUGAUUUCUUCCGUCAUGACGUUCUCCUUGGUGAUCAGGGAGCUUAGUAUGUGCAUUUGUCUACCACUUCAAAGGUAGAGUUAUCAACCGUUAAUUGGUGAUCGAUGUUUCUGGCUCUAUUGUUGGGCCAUCUUAGUUUUCUCCUCAUUUACUUGCAGGCUCAUAUUUUUUGAGGCAUUUGAGAAGGUGGUAUACAUUUCUUCUAGCUUGCGUGUUAUGUGGGCAACUAGAUCCACAUCAUCUGCAUAUGCCAAAACUUGGGAUGAUUUAUUAAAAAUAUUUCCUCUGUUGUCUAUUCGGGCAUCUCUGAUAGAUAUUCCAGAGCUAUGUUUUUAAAAGGAGACACGUCAGCACAUAUCCCUGUCGCAGCGCCCAACAAACACCUGUGAUUGUUCGCCCUGUAUUUCGACUUUGCAAAAAUCUUUACGCAUUGUAGCCUUAACCAAUCUUAUCAGUUUAUCGGGGAUGUGAAAUUCAUCCAUGGCUCCAUACAAAUAGGACACUCUCAUAGACCGAUUUAAAAUCUACGAAAAGAUGGUGUGUGUGUCGAUAUUGAAUUGAUUGGUUUUUCCAGUAUUUGCCUUAGCACAAAGAUCUGGACUGUUGUUGAUCGAUCAGGACUAAAACCACUUUGAUAUUCGCCAAGAAGCUCCUCUGAAUAUGCACUUAUUCGACCAUAUAAGAUUAUCGAAAAUAUUUUGUAAGCUGUAUUAAGGAGGGUUAUUCCCCUAUUGGUUCUAUCUUAUAACAGUAUAUCGUGCUUCUGAAGCUAUGUGUUCCAGGUACAGUCUUUGGUCAUCAAACGUCUUUUGAUAGUCAAGUUUAUAUCUGCUUCGUUUUCAUGAGAGCAUAUAUUAAUGAGUUGCAUUACGUUCUGUAAAAUGUUGUUGCUAUCCGUCAUUCUUACUGUAUCGUCUGCAAAACCUAAUUUAUUCACACUAUUCACACUUAGAACACUUCUGUAAAUACCUACUGCUUCAGUGUAAACAUAAAAGAGUACCGGGGAAGGGAAUGCAAGCAACCCUGGAGCACUCCUCCCGGUUUUUUAUACCUCGGGUGUUAUGGUAAUCAACUAUUACCUUAGCCUUACUAGAUAAUUGCCAGUUAAACCACUUUAACUUGAAACCCAAUGGUAUAUGAUUAACAGUGGCAAUUUUGACAAAUGGCGUUUGAAUGCUAUAUACAUAUUGUAACCAGUUAUAGUUUCCCUUGACGAUAUUUUAUAAUAAAUAUAUAUGUAAAGAGUAUAUUUAAAAAACAAAAAAGUAACCAUACGAAACUUGAAACACAAAACGAUGAUAUCGUUACUUUUUUCUAUAAAUAAAAAAUCAAAUAAAUAAAAUGUAGAGUUUAAUACCUGUAUACUUUAAAAUCGACAUUUGCAUUUUUGCUCACUUUUGACUUCCAAUAAGAGUACUUCCACUUCUUGUUUAUAGUGUUAUAUUGUAUAAUAGUGAUAAUAUCGAACAAAUAGAUAUCUACUAGAGUUUUUUUAUGUUUUUAUGCGAAUAGUUUAUAAAUUUUAUAGUUUUUAAAGAUGUAUAAAAAGUAUAUGUGUUAUGUUUUUAGUACACUGGCGAGAAUGAAAAAUUGAGGUCAUUUUAAAUUUAUAUUUAAAAAAAAUGCUUCAAGAUUGUGUUUUUUCUUCUUUUUUAGGAACGACGGACUCGUAUAUCGUUUUAACACAAAAAAGUCCUGUUUGUAUGUGUAGGGUUCUAUCCUAACAGUUUUUUUCUUUUUCUAUCAACACCUUCAUUAUCAUCAAUUGGCGCUACAGCUCUUCGUGAGCCUUGGUCUGAAAACAUUCUUCCAUCCUUCCUUGUCGAGGGUCGGUCUUAUCCAUCCCCUUACUCUAAUAUGCCUUAAAUCUUCCUGAACAUCAUUUAGAUCAGCGGUUCUCAACCUUUUUGAGUGAUGUACCACCUAGUGAUGUAACGAAUGUCAGUUUUUGAACAUUCGCGAAUACGAGUGCGAAUGCAAAUAUCUGCUACUGACAUUCGCGAAUGCGGAUGCGAAUGCGAAUAUUCAGUUUUUUUUAAUUUGCUUCUAUUUUUGUGAUGUUUUCUAAAUUUAUAAUGAUAAGUUAAUUGAUACUUAAGGGGAAAGGCGCAAUAUGUCGCCUGUCAAUAUUUUCAAUGUAACUUUUCACCUAUUAAAAUGAACAAUAUAGAAGUUUUUAGGGAUUUUCUGCCCUCAGUAAUAAUGUAAUCUUUCAUUUUACGUUUAAAUUUUUCAAAAAUAUUUAAAGCUUUGCUCAGGAUUCUAAAAAAUGAAUACCUACAUUUAAAACACAUUGAACAUUUUGACAGGCGACAUUUUGCGCUUAUGCCCUUAAGGUAAAUCAAUCUGAAUCUUAAGCUUUAUUACAUAAUACCAAAUAAUAAAAUAACGUGAAGGCUGAUAAUGUGAUUAAACGAGGUUAAGUUACCUUUUCUUAAUAAAAAAAAGAUGAGAAGUUAAUAGAUUGAUUUUGAUUUUAUUAACCUAAUAUUAUCUUCAAAUUAUUAUUUUUCUGAUAUUCAUAUUCGCAAAACAUUCGCACAAAUUUCUCGAAUUCGAAUGCGAAUGCGAAUACGAAUAUUCGUUACAUCACUAGUACCACCUACAGUUAUUUUUAUUAUUUUUGAUACCACCUAUAUUUUUAAAUUAUAUUAUCAAUACUUACUAAGUACUACUAUUUUAAUUUUCUCCACCGUGUGUUGUUUUCCACCGUGAUUCCACCAUGUUUUCCACCGUGUUUUGUGUACCACCGCCAAUAAUUAUAUGUACCACCAGUGGUACAUGUACCACAGAUUGAGAACCUCUGAUUUAGACAGUUUCGUUGUCUUUGGCUUCGGUUGCCGCAAUUUCGUGAGUUGUAUUAAAGUCUCUGGAUCAUUUUCGAAAACUCGAAAUUUUACGAAAACCUCCAAAAAAAUAAAGGAAGGAUACAAAUUUGGGAAUAAGUAGUUGAAAUUGUCUAUUAUUAUAUAAGAAAAAGUUUGCAAUUCUACAUCCCCUCCAAUUUACAAAAAUUGGAAAUACGGGGUGAAAAAUAUUUUCUCGGGGGUGAAAAAAUAUACUUUGAAAAUAAGUUCGGAAUUGGAUAAAAUGACUAAUUCUAAGCAACUUUUGUUCUAUAGAGUUUUUUCACUAAGUUAAUACUUUUCGAGUUAUUUGCGAGUGAAUAUGUUCAUAGAAAAAUAUGUUUUUGGACGGUUUUUCGCAGAUAACUCAAAAAGUAAGUAUUUUAGAGAAAACAAGAAUGUGUGUGUACUUUGUACGCACGUAAGAAGUUAUACUUCUACUACAUAUUAUGUGAUUUUUAAGACUAUACCAAAAAUUAAAAAAAAAUAAAAGAAUAAAACGCACACAAACACAUUGAAAAAUGCCACAAAGAAAAAAUGAUUUCUGGACGAUAAUAAUUGUUGGCAAAAAUUUUAAAUACGCAUUUGCUGAAAAAAAAAAUUAUAUAACAAAUAUACUUACAAUCAUAAUAUGCAUAAAAAAAUAAAAAAAUAAAACUUGCAUUGGGAAUUGAACCCUUGAAUUUCGUGCCGCUUUGACUCGUAAUCGAAGCGUAGACUCACUCGUCCAAUCGCACAUUAUUUAUCAUGUGGAAAAAUACGGUAACUGAACGUUUUACUGUUUGACAAUUGUUUUGAAAAUUAUGUAGUUUAAAUUUUGUGGAAGAAAAUAUAAAAAUAUAACAAAACAGUAAGAAAACAAUAUAUUAGAUGAAGGUUGGUAGAACUUUUGUUGGUAAUCAAAUUAAGUAUGUAAAUCAAAGCAUUACAUACCUACUAGAUAAAUAAAUCUACGCCGAAAAAUCAUAAUUUAAAAAUAAAAAUCGAACCUAAUUUGGGAUUUCUCUCUAAAAUCCGCAUUCUUGAGAAAAUAAAUGUAUGUAUUUCAACCUAAUCCAAAUGUAUAAUUACAAUAUGAUUAUAAUAAAAACUAGGUACUUACCAAAUUAGAAUGAGUUUUUCUGGUCAAAAAUAGUCCAAAAGUCCAAAAAUAUAGGUAUAUGAAAACUAUUUAAAAAGGCAGUAUAACUAUUAAUUAACUUUUGUUUGUUUUUUCUUUUCACACAAAUUUUAAAACGCAACAACCAUAAAUAAUCUAACUACAGCUGUGCCACAGCCACCAUAUUGAAUAAUUUUUGACAUGUCAUUUGAACAUCCAAUCAGAACAAAGUUAUAAUGCGCAUGCGCCCGGUCGCUAGGUUUUCCCAUAUAAAAAUUUACCCUCUAUCGCCGGUAAAGAAGUAUAACUUCAAAAAUAUUCUUAGCAAAAAUAUAGCUUAUAAAAAAUUGAAAAAAAUGGUAUAUGGAUGAGGUCUGCAGACGUAGAAAGCAACUACGUAGCAGAAACGUAGGUUCUUCUUCGUCAAAUUAAAAAUCGAAUAUUUCAAUGUGAAAUAACCCAAAAACGGAGCACUUUUCGGGGAAAAAUCAUUACAACUUUUUUAAAGCGUUUAAAAUAAGGUUUGUUUUACUUAAAAAAACUUCUAACAUUAAAAGUAAGUGAGUUACGCUCAAAAUAUUGUUGGUUCUUUUUAUUUUUUGGUAAAAAAAUCUCGAAAAGCACCCAAUAAUUAACUUCCCAAAUAUAAUUUAUGGAAUUAACUUACAAAAUUAGUAAUAUUAAAAACAUCAAAGAGUAAUAAAAUGUACAUUUUGCUUUUCUGAAUAUUUUUGAUUAUUUGUUUUCCUGUUAGACAAAAAUUGAUUAUGCUAUGGCUGUUCAAAAUUUGCCCAAGCUCGUGAUUAGUUACUCGUUCAAGCCAUUUUAACUACAGUUUUUUUUUAAAAUAAGCACUUUGAACCAAUGAAACUUACAGAUCAUAUAAAUAAUACAUAUGCAAAGUAACUUGUCAAGUGAUAAUGAUAAAAUUUAUUUGUGAUGCUAAUUAGGGAGUGAUUUUCGCCAUUUUUGUACUAAAAAAUAAAAGGGACCAACAAAUGUUUGAGUGUAACUUACUUACUUUUAAUAUUAAAAGUUAAAAAAACAAAAAUGAACCUUUUUUAACUCUUUAAAAAAGUUAAAAUGAAUUUUCCCCGAGAAGUGCUCCAUUUUUGGGUUAUUUCACAUUGAAAUAUUCAAUUUGGAAUUUGACGAAGAAGAACCUACUUUGCAUUAGCUACAACUCUGCUUCUUCUGGGUCUACAGACCUCAUGCAUACACCAUUUUUUUCCAUUUUUUAUAAGCUAUAUUUUUGCUAAGAAUAUUUUUUUCGAUAAAAUACUUACUUUUUGAGUUACCUCCGAAAAACCAUCCAAAAACAUUUUUUUUUUUUGUUAAAAAUGAACAUAUUCACUCGCAAAUAUCUCGAAAAGUAUUGACUUAGUGAAAAAACUCUAUAGAGCAAAAGUUGUUUAUAAUUAGUCAUUUUAUCCAAUUCCGGUCUUAUGUUGAAUGUAUAUUUUUCACCUUCGAGGGGGGGGUAUUUGCCUCCAUUUUUGUAAAAUGGAGGGGGUGUAGAAUUGUAAACUUUUUCUUAUAUAAUAAUAGACCAUUUCAACUACCUAUUCCCAAAUUUGCAUCCUUCCUUUAUUUUUUUUGCGGUCAGAUUGUUCUUUGAUCGGGCUAUAUGAGCAUGGUUUAUUUUUGUUUUGUGGCAAGCACAAAUUUUUACCACCCCAAAAUCGAUAAGGUAGACCUCUUUCAAGGUGUGGGAUUCAAUUUGAUGUUCUACACAUAUGUGGUACACCCCUCUCUGUUUUAAAAUUCGCCAUAUUGAAGGUGAAAACCAUAAUCAUCCACGCUGCGCUCCCUAGAUGUAUUAAAGGAUGUUUUACGGAAAGUGUGAGGGAUUUUGUUUUUAGGUACGGCAUAGGAAAUAUUAACGUGCCUUCCUCUCAGUAAAGGGAUUUAAAAGAAAGGAAUGGCUCGUAUGGACAAGGCUGCAUCCCUGAAGUAGACCUAUCCUCUAUCAGGAUCGUAAGGCAAUAUCUAACCUCCAUCUGCUAAUAAGAAUAACAAAGAAGAAUAAAUACACUUGACUGUUAAUAUAUAAGAAGACCAGUGUUUCUCUCUAUGUGAUGUUUUUUCCUAGAAAAAAGAUUGAUAAGCUUUCCAUACUUGAUUUUGAGAUAUAUCAUCGCAAGCUUUUUCAAAGUCGACCAAUAAUAUCUCAAUAUCCAUCUUAUUGUUUCUCAAUUAUCAAUAGACAGUCAUAUGGUUCAUUCCACCAACAUAGGACUGUUUUGGAUUAUCGCGACAACGAAUACAGUGUGCAACAUAAGAAGUACGAAAGUAAAUAGCUCUAAUAAUUAUUCCAAUAUACAGCAAUGUAAUUUGCAAUUUAUUUUCGUUCUUCAUAUUUUGCACAAUAAAAUAUUCGUUGUCGAAAUAAUCCAACACAGUCGUAUAUUAGUGGAAUAUGGUAUACAUACUUUUUUCACUGCUGUAAAAUUGACCUGUUAUUCGUCUUCUACAUCGGCACAGUAUAUAGAGGUUCCCAGAACCUAUUUUACUUCAAAUCAGGCCCGAGGCACUACAUAAUUUUCGGGCCCCUAAAUAUAAUUUAAUAAUAAUAUUAAGUAAGUUAAUUAGUUAAUAUUGAUAUCAAAUUUUUUAAUUGUUCUAAGACCUUCUUCUUCUUCUGAACGUGCCCUAUCAAGUCCUCUUGACGUUGGCGAUUAACAUGGCGAAACUGUCUCUGUCUCGAGCUAUUCUAAAUAUUUGUUCUGCUUUCUUUAUUCCUGUCCACUCCAGGAUAUUCUUCAACCAAGAGGCCUGCUUUCUACCAAUUCCUCUGCGUCCUUCGAUUUUACCCAUCAUAAUAAGUUGAAGAAUAUUAUACCGUUCUCCCCUUCUACGUGUUCAAAAUAGGCCAUCUUUCUAUAUUUGAUGUUAUCAAGUAGCUCGCGGGCAGCAUUUGCUUUCUUAAGGACUGCCACACUUGUCAGAGUAGCCGUCCAUGGUAUUUUCAGUGUACGUCUGUGCAGCCACAUUUCAAAGGCCUCCAAAAGAUUAAUGGUCGAUAUUUUUAAUGUCCAUGCUUCGACAACAUACAAGAGGACUGACCAAUUGUAACAUUUAAUCAUGCGCUUUCGAAGUUUAAGUUGCAAGUUAUCAUUACAGAAGAAUGACCUCAUUUUUAAAACUGUCGUGCGGGCUAUCUCGAUUCUACAUUUUAUCUCUUUAUCUGGAUCUAGUUGUUCAGUAAUAUGGCAACCAAGAUAUUUAAAACUGGGUACUCUUUGAAUUAUAUGACCAUUGACCAUCAACAUAUAACUGUGAAUAUUGAUGGGCCAAACGCAUAAAUACCAUGUAUUUUGUUUUUGAACAGUUUAUGUUUAGGCCCAACUCUCUUCCCACUGUGUCAAUGGCAUUUAAAAGGUGUUGUAAUCUAUUCAUAUCAUCACUUAAAAUAACUGUAUCGUCUGCAUAUCUGAUUGUAUUUAUCAGAAUUCCAUUAACUUUCACACCCCAUUCCAAAAUAUGGAGCGCUUCCUUAACUAUUCUAUCUGAAUAUAAAUUGAAUAACAGUGGGGACAGUAUACAACCCUGUCUGACACCCCUUUGUAUUUUGCAUAUUUCUGUUGAUUUUCUUUUUAUGCAAGCUCUCGCUGUUUGACGCCAAUAUAAUUUUUCUAUGUUUCGUACAUCUUGACUAUCAACUCCUUAAUUCUUUAAUAUUUUAAUUAAUUUGUGAUGUUGUACUCGAUCAAAGGCCUUCUCAUAGUCAAUAAAUACAGAAAAUACGUCUUUCCUUUGAUCUCGGCAUUUCUGCAAUAAUACAUUUAGUGCAAAGAGUGCGACCCGGGUUCCCAGUCCAUUUCUGAAGCCAAAUUGUGUUUCAUCCUGGUCUUCAGAUUUAUCUCUGAUUCUACUGUGGAUGAUACGUAGAAAGAUUUUCAAAGUGUGGCUCAUGUGGUUCUAAGACCACAGUUGACAAAUUUGAAAAUUUAUCUUGUUUUAUUGCAAUAAAAAUGUUUUGAUGAUCUUUCCGGGUCCCAUUAAAAUGCGGGCCCGAGGCAGGUGCCUCACUGGCCUAGUGGUAAAAUAGGCCCUGGAGGUUCCCUCUUUAUACUGUGACAUCGCUGUAUCCAUAUCCAGUUUUUUUUUGUGAACUUAUCUUUGCUGCUGCUUGAUUUUAUACAGGAUGUAACAAAAACGUAGGUAUUAAAUUAAAUCACAUAUUCUGGGACCAAAAAUAGUUCUAUUGAACCUAACUUACCUUAGUAAAAAUAUGCACAUAAAAAAAGUUACAACCCUUUGAAAUUACAAAAUGGAAAUCGAUUUUUCCAAUAUAUCGAAAACUAUUCUAGAUUUUUUAUUGGAAAUGGACAUGUGGCAUUCUGAUGGCAGGAACAUCUUAAAAAAAUUAUAGUGAAAUUUAUGCAUCCAUAAAAAGUGCACCCAGUGAGGGUUUUGUUCCCUUAACUCCCCCCCCCCCUCCCCAAACCUUUGUGUACGUUCCAAGUCCAAGUAAAUUAUUAUUUUGGUACCAUUAGUUACACGCAAUGUUUUUAAAACUGCAUCUUAGCACUUUUUCGAUAAGCCAGUGUUUAUCGAGAUAUUUUGAAUGCUUAUCGAAACCACCACAUAUUUUUAUAUGGUUAAGUACGAUUAUAGAGACCUGUUAAUAAUCUGAAAAUGUAUUUAUAAUUUACAUUUUAGGUAGGUAUACAUAUUUGAAACAUAUUAAAAAAGAAGCCACAUCUCGAUAAAAACUAGCUUAUCGAAAAAAUACUAAGAGACCAAAAAAGCUUUAAAAAUAUUGUGUUUAACUAAUGGUACCACAAUAAUAAUUUAAUUGGAACGUACACAAAACUUUGGGGGGGUUUAAGGGAACAAAAAACCCAUAAAAUUUUUAUGAGGUGUACAAAUUUCACUGUUAUUUUUUUAAGAUGUUCCCACCAUCAGGAUGCCACAUGUCCAUUUUCAAUAAAAAAUCUCUAAUAGUUUUCGAUAUAUUGAAAAAAAUCAAUUUUCAUUUUGUAACUUCAAAGGGCUGUAACUUUUUUAUGUGCACAUUUGCACUAAGGUAAGUUAGGUUCAGUCGAACUAUAUUUGGUCCCAAAAUAUGUGAUUUAAUUGAUGAUGCAUUUUUGUUACAGUUACAACCUGUAUAUUAAUAUACAUUUGUAUUUAUUAGUAUUAAUUUAUUAUUUACUAUUAACCAUACCAUAUGUUUUGUAAGUGCCAAAGUACAGUUUGACAAAUUUCUCGUUGUUUCUGACAAGCGCAAACAAAGAAUACACUAGAAGCAAUAAAGAUGAACCGCUUAAUUCAAAUUGUGUCUGCUCUCACUACUCCUCUCUUUUACACUACAGAAAUUUGCCAAACUGUAAAUAUUACGACUUUUUAUAAUUAUAUUGAAGCUUGUUUUGUUUUACGUAGUACCUAACUAGUUAAUAGAUAGAGAACUUAAAAUACUAGAUGUCCUUAUUAACAGCACUGGUAAGACAAGCACACGAGUUCAAUUGAAAACAUGCUAUUAUGAAAUAUAUACAGAAUAGGUCACAAUAAACUAUUUAUCCGUACUUAAAAGUCAAACCUCCCAUGAGUCCAAUUUAUAAAGUUUUGAGAUAUCUUUGUCUCUCACAUAUUUAGUCUACCAGGAAUAAAACAUUUUAUUUGAAAUACUCAUAAGUUUUCUACUGUACUAUAGAACUAUUAGAAAAUGUCAGUAAAAGGUUAGUUUCUUUUAAAAUCAAAUAAAUCUAACGUCGGCCAAGGAAUCAAGGAAACGAAGCAGUUAAGAAUCGGGAAAUUACUGCCCGCUAUUUUUCAACUAUAAUACCUGGGGGAAGUCAAUAGAAAAGGCCUACUAUCUCGUGUGUAUUGAAAUUUUUACUGUGUCAGAUUUUUUUAAUUCAUUUCAGUAUUAAAACUUUCUUAAAACUAUGUACUUGCUCUUUAAAAUGAGAUUUUCUAAAUUAAUAGUUAUUUAACCAACAAGUGUAUUAAUAAGGGCGAUUAACAAUUGAGAUAUUUUAACGCGUGAGCGGUGCGAGCGCGUUAGUGCUCGAGAUUGUUAAUCGCCAUGCCAUUUUAAUUCACGAGUUCGUUACAAAACUUUUCCGUUGACCGUACUUUCCAGAAAUAAAGAUAUCUUUGUUUAAAUUUUUAUUUACUUAACGAUAAACAACAA
Molecule: messenger RNA, 13103 nt
Organism: Diabrotica virgifera virgifera (western corn rootworm)
Lineage: Eukaryota; Metazoa; Arthropoda; Insecta; Coleoptera; Chrysomelidae
Product: 43 kDa receptor-associated protein of the synapse homolog
Exons: 11
Coding region: 262-1869 (535 amino acids)
Biological process (GO): chemical synaptic transmission
Molecular function (GO): acetylcholine receptor binding; protein-membrane adaptor activity
Source: RefSeq, a predicted model, not a curated record